GAAGGCAGAAAAGUACCGCCCAUUAGUUGCGUUGCUAGGCAACACACAAACCGAAAGUUGGAAUGAAACUAAUACUGUCAAUCAUAAAAAAAAUAAUGGGCACAAAUACUGCAACAAACUGGAAUUUUAAACAUGAAUCAUAAAAUGCAGAAACAGAUUUAAAACUGAAACAUAAAGCUUUUACUGGAUCUCUCUUAAAAAAAUUUGAAAUUGUAAAUGUCACCAAGAAUAAUGUCAAGAAUAUUGCUCACAGAUCACAGUGAAAAUAUAUACAAUAUUGUUCAGAAGGAAGAUGCAAAGCCACCUCCAAAAGUAAGAUGAACCACGCUGUCUACUUUCACACCGUCUCCCCAAGAUUCCACCACGUAUACAGGCUGCAAAGAAACAGAAGCAUGAUAUGGCAAGAUACACAGAAGAACAAGCAUUGGAAGACAAAGAAGAAGGAAUGGAAGCAAAACAUGAUGUUAAGCAAAAUGAACACAGUCUUAAAGAUAAAAGGAAAAAUGGACAUAAUUACUGUUAUCAAAACAUAGAAAAAGCAAAAAAACUUGUUCCACGCCAACCAACACGCAAUUAUGUUGAUACAAAAAUGGGAGACACUAAUGUUUUGCAGUCCUCUGGCAUGGAAACUCAUUUUGUUCUGAAGAAGGCCUUUGGAAAAAUUCCAAGUUAUCUGCACCACCGACAACUACACGUACAAGCAUCAAAGAAGAAAAUACAAGAAGAAAUAAAACAGCUCAAACCUGAGGGUCAUUACAUUACAGAGUCACAAAGAAAGGCGUUGCUUCAGGGCCUGAAGCACAACUGGGAAGAACUACAAAAAACAUACCAGCAGUUACCCAUUAUUACAGACACAAUACCAAAGAAAAAGUACAAAAUAAAACUCGAGGAAGAACUGAAACAGCUUGAGAGUGACAUAAAAACCAUUGAACGCCACAAACACAUUUAUGUAACAGAUGCUGACUCCAGUGAGUUCAGUUACAACCUAGAUUCUGAAUAAACAUGAAGAAUACAAGUAAAAACUGCAAAGAAUUGAAAAUUUGUGAUUCAGGAUCUUACAGAUCUUAGUUAUACAAACUCAGAAAUAGAAUCAGAACUUUUGAGACAAAGAACUCCUUGAAGAUGGCAGUUUUCUGGGUUGUUGUGCCAUGUAGUCUGGUAAAAAUGUACCGACACUUCAAGGUCCAUGCUGCCUCCAUCAUCAGGGCGAUGAGUAAGCGGUUUGCUUACAUGGCGCAACAACCCAGACGACAGCCAUCUUCAAUCUCAACACUAUGAAAACCUCAAAUCUUACAAAAAACUCCUUCCUUACAUUCAAUGACUAUCUCAGAAAGUAUGUUUGAAAGUGUAUAUGUUCAUGAAUGUGAGAUGAAGGAAUAAAAUAUGUACAAAUAUAU
This is a messenger RNA of Zootermopsis nevadensis, 1397 nucleotides long. The record is from RefSeq and is a predicted model, not a curated record. Lineage: Eukaryota; Metazoa; Arthropoda; Insecta; Blattodea; Termopsidae.